Molecule: messenger RNA, 3955 nt
Organism: Cadophora gregata
Lineage: Eukaryota; Fungi; Ascomycota; Leotiomycetes; Helotiales; Ploettnerulaceae
Gene: ALG1
Product: mannosyltransferase
Exons: 7
Coding region: 1-1386 (461 amino acids)
Cellular component (GO): endoplasmic reticulum
Molecular function (GO): mannosyltransferase activity
Source: RefSeq, a predicted model, not a curated record
AUGCUGGAAGCGCUCUUGACACUUGCAGUCUUUGCUUCCACUGUCCUCACACUUGUCCUUCUCAUGUUGCCAAGUCGAUAUGUCAAACAUUCACCUCCGAAAGAAGCCACGCAAGGUACCGCGAAUGAACCCAAGAUCUCCGUCCAAGUGCUGGUUCUCGGAGACAUUGGGCGCAGUCCGCGGAUGCAAUAUCAUGCUACCAGCAUAGCAAAACAUGGUGGAAGAGUGGAUGUAGUUGGGUACCAAGAAUCUACAUUACAUCCUGGCAUGAUCGACAAUCCCCUGAUCUCAAUUGUGCCCUUGCCACCACCACCGCCUCUUCUUCGCGCGAACAAGCUUCCUUUCAUUAUCGCAGGCCCUUUGAAGGUUCUUUGGCAGAUGUGGAGUUUGUUCCACGCACUUGGCUACCGCACGAAAGCUGCGCAAUGGUUGCUGGUUCAGAACCCUCCUUCGAUUCCCACUCUCUUCAUCGCAAUAGUAAUCUGUUUUCUCCGGAACACCCACCUCAUAAUCGACUGGCAUAACUAUGGAUGGACAAUCCUGGCUGGUACUCGAGGCGAGACACACCCCUUCGUUACAAUUUCGAAAUACUAUGAAGCAGUCUUGGGAAGUUGGGCACCCACUGCCUCAUUUACUGUAACAGAUGCCAUGCAGAAACAACUUCGGAAAAAGCCGUAUAGCGUCAAAUCCCCAAUAUUUACUCUGCACGACAGACCUGCGUCAAUUUUCCAACCAAUUCCCAGUGCCGAAGCUCGAAGGUCUUUUCUUCAAAGAAUACCAGAAUGUCAGAAGCACGCGCAGGAUAUUAUGGCCGGAGAGGUAAAAUUACUUGUGAGCAGCACGUCAUGGACGCCGGAUGAAGAUUUUAACCUUCUCCUCGAGGCACUGUGCACCUAUGCUGCCUCCUCAAACAAUGCGCCACCUAUUCUUGCCAUUAUUACUGGCAAAGGUCCGCAGAGACAAAUGUACCUGGACCGGAUAGCUACCCUUAAAAAAGACUCGAAACUUAACAAAGUUACAAUAUGCACUGCGUGGCUGAGCGCGGAAGACUAUGCCACAUUGCUGGCAUGUGCGGAUCUUGGAGUGUGUCUACAUAUGAGUAGCAGUGGAGUUGACCUUCCCAUGAAGGUUGUAGACAUGUUUGGAGCUGGGCUACCUGUCAUAGGAUAUGGCAACUAUGAAAGCUGGGGAGAGCUGGUAAAGGAUGGUAUUAAUGGAAGGUCCUUUGGCGCCAGUGAAGAACUGGCCGAUGUAUUGCAAGAGCUGUUCACGGAGGAGCGCGGCACACAAUUGGCGAAAUUGAGGCAAGGAGCAGUGAAAGAAGGGAGCAGGAGAUGGGAUGAGGAAUGGGAUAGUGUUGCAGGACGGCUGCUGGGUCUUUUGUGAAUGCAAUAUGUCCAUGUGACGAGACGGCAUGAGCAGGUCGUUGUCAUAUGCCCUGACAUUCGAAUAAGAGGCACACAACGAACGAGAUUCAUUGCAACCAGUCUCACGACAAGAAGUCUCAACAAAGAGAUAAUGAGCUUUAUUUCCAAGGCCCAUCGCUAGGGUCAAACUCCGCAUGUCACAGGAAGAGAAUUUCGACCGUUCAUCUUCUCAGCAGCGAGAUUCAUCAUUGUUCACUAUCUGCUACCUGCUGACAGGUAGACCCGAUGCUGUCGGCCAGAUCUGGGUGUUUUCCUGCCUUUCUGCAGUAUGCUGCCCGGUUUGUCUGUACGUGUCCUUAGGGUCUGAGCUUAAGGCUCAAAUCGGGGAAUUAUACACAGACGACCCCCCCUUGCAGCCAAUAGAGGACUGCUAUUAACACUACUUGGCACAUUCACACUUAUACUACUCCUGAGCAUAUUUCCAAAGGUUACGAACGGUUAGGGUUAGUUAGGGUUAGAGCGUAGGUAUAGCACGGGGUCCCCUCUAGGGGUUUGCUAACCAAAGCGUGGGAGAAUGUGAUUUUAACACCUUUGUGCCUUCAAUUGUUCGUGGAUUUGGAAGCUUCUGAUUCGUCUGACAAGGGGGGGGGGGUUGUCUGUGUAUCAAUCCUCCUCAAAUCUUCCACAUUGCCAAGUCUCUAUCCUCGCCCGUGAUUGGCUGGGCAAUAUAUGCUGCAGUUUAUGUCAUCCCGAGCGAAAUUUUAGGCGGAAGUGAAAUGUUCUCGUUAUGCUUGUUGAGUCGUGGAUUUUUUGCUUCAUAUUAGUGUAUACUGCCCUUUCAUAUCCUACUUUCUCGGAUCAGGUUUUGCAGAGACGGCUUUCACGUCUGCAACAAUUCCCCAAGUGUCAGCGGAUGCAACCGCGUCCUGUCACCAACUGCUGGCGUCAGCGUGUCGCCGCUAUGUCUAGUAGCUAUGAACUUUGGUGAUGCUGCAGGCCAUGGGAUGUAGGAAACUCAUAGAUUCGCCCGAUAUCUAAAUGCUUGUCAUCGGCAAGUAUCGCACUUGCCUGCCAACCUUUUUUAUGUACAGUAUUCUCCGAGCCACGUCGACAACCCCCAAAAGAACACACUUACUCACCUUCAAAAAGUGCCAAACUUGUACGAUAUCCAACUCUCGUAAGGCUUAGUAUCGGGCCCGAAUAUCUGCUUUUCAGUUCUUCCCCACUCAGGAUGAUUGAUACCAUCAAUCCAAUCGUGCGGCUCAACGGCCACACAACCAUUGCUCUUCACAAAGCCACUGGAAGCUGGUCCACCUUGAGAUCUCUUCAACUCGUUGGCACCUACAUAUGUUAGCCCUCGGUCGGGAAGGACAGCGAGAGAGUCCUAAUUCGUACCUCCCAUCCAAUAACAAGAAUACACCACAACACCCGCCUGGUCACUAUACAAAUCCCAUUUGAUUCCACUCCAGUCACUUGACAGCGUCGCAAUUGGCUUGUCCUCAUCCGUGGCAGCCCGAUCAAUAAUCCACUGGUUAUUGUACCCACUACAUCCAAACGCACUCCCACAAUUCCCAUUCCACUCGGGAUCACUCAUACUAGCACCUAACUGCUUCGGCUUACUGACGAAAUCGUUCACGCCGCCUUUUUUGACUCUGGGUAGCUCGCCAGUCGAUUGUGUUGUCCCGUCAAUCCCGAUCAUGCGCUCGCUGAACGGAAGACUUAGCGUAUGGUUCAAGACGAGAUCGGUGGCAGGGUUGGCGAAAGCGUCGAGGUUCCAGUAUGGAUGGGUAGUCAGCAUGAUAGGCGUCUUGUGGUCGACUGCCUUGGCAGACAACUUCGUGCUCCACGUAUUCGCAGUGAUAACAUGCGUUACUUCCCCCAAUACCAGACCUGGAAAUCCCAAAGAUGAGUUCCCAUCAUCGCGGAUAGUGAACGUGAUGCUCGAAUUUGUGACCUGGGAUACUUUCCACGUGCGACGAGACCAGCCGUUUAGACCGCUGUGCAGUGUUCCAUUUCCGUCGUUCGCUUCGGUAAAGUACCGAGUACCGUCGAGAAUGUACGUGUGAUUGGCUAUGCGAUUGGUAUAUCUGCCUGGCACGGCGCCGUAGUCAGGAUGGUUGGGAUCAACGGGGUAGAAGGUCCCGUUGUCGUAGCCUAGGAUGAUAUCUCUCUUCACGCCAUUGCGAUCAGACACAAUCAGACUGGUGAUUGCUGCUGAGUAUGCAAUGAAUUUGGCAGUUAUGCCAGGUGCGGAGAGCGUCGCAGAGGCGAGUAGUGGUUUAAUCAUGAUUCCAGACUUCGAGGAAAACUUCAACAACAAUCGAAUUUGAUAGAGUCCGAGAGGAUGUUUAAGUACGAAACUCAAUACUAGCUCUGACACGAGCGCUCUGAACAUAUGUUGUUUCGCUUCUGGCUGUGGUAAAAACUCCAGAAUAGCCUGCACAUCUUAUAUUGGAAGUAUACAACAACCCCUCAGGUUAAAGUCUCAGAUCAUCUGUCAGCCGUCAGCUCCCUCUCAUCUAUAUCAAACGAGUGAACGGCCAAGAUAUUCAUAUGCAGGGACCCACUUUUCCCAAGCUGUGUGACAG